Molecule: messenger RNA, 6542 nt
Organism: Struthio camelus australis
Lineage: Eukaryota; Metazoa; Chordata; Aves; Struthioniformes; Struthionidae
Gene: CLCN4
Product: chloride voltage-gated channel 4
Biological process (GO): chloride transport; transmembrane transport
Cellular component (GO): early endosome; synaptic vesicle; plasma membrane
Molecular function (GO): voltage-gated chloride channel activity
Source: RefSeq, a predicted model, not a curated record
UGACAUCAUUGCUUUUGCAGCCAUACCACCAAAAGAAAGGAUGCUAUUAAAAUCUUUGGGACUGGGCUAAAUGAUGUUGUAUUGCAGAUCCUAAUAUGGUUAAUGCAGGAGACAUGAACGGUUCUGGCAACCUGAUGGACUUUUUGGAUGAGCCUUUCCCUGACGUUGGGACUUACGAAGAUUUCCACACCAUUGACUGGCUGCGAGAGAAAUCACGUGACACUGACAGGCACAGAAAGAUUACAAGCAAAAGUAAGGAAUCCAUAUGGGAGUUCAUCAAGAGUUUGCUAGAUGCCUGGUCAGGAUGGGUUGUUAUGCUUCUCAUAGGACUACUGGCAGGCACGUUGGCUGGAGUGAUAGAUUUAGCUGUGGAUUGGAUGACAGACCUGAAGGAGGGUGUCUGCUUAUCUGCGUUCUGGUACAGCCACGAGCAGUGCUGCUGGACGUCUAAUGAAACUACAUUUGAUGACAGGGACAAAUGUCCCCAGUGGCAGAAAUGGUCUGAACUCCUUGUAAACCAGUCUGAGGGCGCAAGUGCUUACAUUCUAAACUAUUUUCUGUACAUUAUGUGGGCUCUGUGCUUUGCUUUCCUGGCAGUCUCUCUGGUCAGAGUGUUUGCUCCCUAUGCCUGUGGCUCUGGAAUCCCAGAGAUAAAAACCAUCUUGAGUGGGUUCAUUAUUAGGGGCUACCUGGGAAAGUGGACACUUUUAAUCAAAACAGUCACCUUGGUUCUGGUGGUAUCUUCAGGCCUCAGCCUUGGGAAAGAAGGGCCGUUAGUUCAUGUGGCCUGUUGCUGUGGAAACUUCUUCAGCAGCCUUUUCUCAAAGUACAGCAAGAAUGAAGGAAAGAGAAGAGAGGUACUUUCAGCUGCUGCAGCCGCAGGAGUUUCUGUUGCCUUCGGGGCUCCGAUUGGAGGUGUACUUUUUAGUUUGGAAGAGGUCAGUUAUUACUUUCCUCUGAAAACCCUCUGGAGGUCCUUUUUUGCUGCUCUUGUGGCUGCCUUCACACUGAGAUCCAUCAAUCCUUUUGGAAACAGUAGACUGGUCCUUUUCUACGUGGAGUACCAUACCCCCUGGUACAUGGCGGAGCUUUUCCCUUUCAUUCUGCUUGGUGUCUUUGGUGGUCUCUGGGGGACUCUGUUUAUCCGGUGCAACAUUGCCUGGUGCAGGAGGCGAAAAACCACCAGGCUUGGGAAAUACCCAGUCCUCGAGGUUAUUGUGAUAACUGCUGUCACCGCCAUUAUUGCAUACCCUAACCCAUACACACGGAGGAGCACCAGUGAGUUGAUCUCAGAGCUCUUCAAUGACUGCGGUGCCCUGGAGUCCUCGCAGCUCUGUGACUACAUCAACGACCCAAACAUGACCCGGCCUGUGGAUGACAUUCCUGACAGACCUGCUGGCCCUGGAGUCUACACGGCAAUGUGGCAGCUCGCCUUGGCUUUGGUGUUUAAAAUUGUCAUCACGAUAUUUACUUUUGGCAUGAAGAUCCCUUCAGGCCUUUUCAUUCCCAGCAUGGCUGUUGGAGCCAUGGCUGGCAGGAUGGUUGGGAUCGGAGUGGAGCAGCUGGCGUAUCACCAUCAUGAUUGGAUCAUCUUCAGGAACUGGUGCAGACCUGGAGCAGACUGCGUCACACCGGGACUUUAUGCUAUGGUGGGAGCAGCAGCUUGCCUGGGUGGUGUUACCCGAAUGACUGUCUCGUUGGUGGUGAUUAUGUUUGAGCUAACUGGCGGCCUGGAGUACAUCGUACCUCUUAUGGCUGCAGCUGUCACAAGCAAGUGGGUGGCAGAUGCCUUUGGGAAGGAAGGGAUCUACGAGGCUCACAUUCACCUGAACGGCUACCCAUUUCUGGACGUGAAGGAUGAAUUCACUCACCGAACCCUGGCAACGGAUGUCAUGAGGCCAAGGCGUGGUGAAGCUCCGCUCUCUGUUCUGACACAGGACAGCAUGACUGUGGAGGAUGUUGAGACAUUAAUCAAGGAGACUGACUACAAUGGCUUUCCAGUAGUGGUUUCUAAAGACUCAGAGAGACUUAUUGGAUUUGCACAGAGACGAGAGCUGAUUCUUGCGAUAAAGAAUGCAAGACAGCGGCAGGAUGGGGUAGUGAGCAACUCCAUCGUGUAUUUCACUGAAGAUCCCCCAGAACUGCCACCCAAUAGUCCUCAUCCUCUGAAGCUGCGGCGUAUUCUCAACUUGAGCCCGUUCACUGUCACUGACCACACGCCAAUGGAGACAGUGGUAGAUAUCUUCCGAAAACUUGGACUCCGCCAGUGUCUUGUCACUCGCAGUGGGAGGCUGUUGGGUAUCAUAACUAAAAAGGAUGUAUUAAGACAUAUGGCUCAAAUGGCAAACCAGGACCCUGAAUCUAUCAUGUUUAACUAGACUGGUAAAGGAAGAAGAGAGAAAGUAAUCUCAAAGGGAUCCCUUCUUGAUUAACACAAAGGCUAUGAUGUUUGGCGUUUCAUUUUGUUUAAAGAGAAAAUAUAAUGUGGAUGAGAAAUGGCCCAAUAUGCCUCUGACAGAGGGAGUGUAUGCGGGAUGGCACUUAUUUAAUGAUGUAGGCAGUUUAGAAGCUCUGAGCAGCUGCAGACAUCAAGCUGUGUUUCCUUAAUGAGUUUCCUAACAGCUCAAUUGGUGCAUUUGUGGGUGUAAGUAAGUGAUGUGGUGCUUAGAGGAAAAGAGCCAGGAGCACCAGUGGGAUACAUCAACAUUCAUAGUAAUUCAUGAGGCAGGUGUGAAGACUAGCAGACACUGUUUGUGUACAAGUUAUGAACAGAUACAAAGCUUUGUGCUCCACACUAGAGAGUGUGUAUGAGUAAUGUCAGUUGUUUUUGUUCCUGAAAUCAUGGCUAUUUACUAGCUACUGAAUUAUGCUAUUUUCACGAGGAAAAAAGCUAUCAUAUUUAAAAAUGAUAAAUUUCAUCAUCUUCAUUUAUUUUUGUAAAAAUGAAGCAAAUCAGGACUGGCGUUAAAGGAGCAAGAACACACGUCAUUUCACUUUAAAGCAUAUUGUCCCCUGUUUCCUGCUUCAGUCCUUUGAAUUUUAUACAUCAUUUUUGUCCGUCAGUUUCCCUUUAUUAAUGUUAAAAUGUAACUUAUUUGUAAGCAUUUAUUAUUUCUCUAUGCAGUUUUGCAUACAGAUACUGUAAAACUUAACGUUAAGUGGUUUGCUAUGACAACAGGAAAAAGCAUAAAAGCCCAUGGAUGAAUUUUUCACAGGCAGAAAAAAGACUGCUGUCCACCUCUCAAUGUGAGCGACAAGAGAUUCAGUCUCUCACCUGUCUCCCCGUGUGUAAAGGAGCAUCAUCAUUUUUCACAGACUAAUGAAGUUCUGCAUUGAUUCUUGAUUCUCCAUUUUGUUCCUUUUCUUCAUUACCAUUUCUUGGCCUUUGUCUGCACCUGCCAAGAGAUUAUUUAAAUUAAUUUAACAGAGCUACAGACAUUUAUUCUGUAGAAGAUCUACUCUUUAUGCUGCUUCCACCAGUUGUAGGACUGUGGAAUCCCUCUCCACAACACUUUGUCUGGAUAAGUGAUCAAAAAGAUUGAGAAUGUAAACAACAAUAGCAAAACUUUAAUUAUUUAUCCUUUUGCUCCAAGAACACAAGAUUUAAAAGCCCAUGCAUGGUAGGGACCUCUGAGACCACUGAGAUAAGAAUGCUGAAAUUUCUUAAUCUUGUCUGUUACUAAGAGAUGCACUGAGUCAACAUUGUCUGUAUUAAUAUAGGUUUACUUUAGUCAGUACUGCUAUCAGUAACAGAAGACCAAAUUCUACUUUCAGUAACACAGAAUACACACUGCCUAAUAUUUUGUUUCUUCCUAAAAGCUUAAAGAUAAUCACUGGAGAGAGUUUGGAUCCUAACUUAGAUGACCUGCAAAUCUUCUUCAGGAAGGUCUUCUGAUUCUCUGAGAGUUCAGGCUCUUCAUUUAGAUGUCUAAGACCUUUGGCACCUUUGCUCAUCUUCAUACAGAUAACUUUAGCUCAAGUCCACGGCAUCCAAAAGGUCUUCAGGCAUGGAGUUUUAAGUGAGUCCUUUCAUACCAGAAGAGCCUGUUGCUUGCUACAAAAGCCAGACUGUUGAGUCAACUUGUAGGCAAUGUGCAUGAUCACUGUGUCCCUGAACAGAGACAAGAAGCCAGGUGCACUCUAAAUUAAAUGCCCAGCGUUACAUGUCACCAAUUUCUCGUGUUGUCUCCAAUGACCCUGCUUCCUUCUGGUGUCCCACUGUAUUCACACAACGUAUGGCCCAAAUUGUUCAAGUAAAAGAAACGGAAGUAUAGGGAUAAUUUUAAUCUGCUAAAUACUCCAUUUAACAAUAGCAUCUGAAGAGAUUGACAUAAAUACAUGUAACUCUGGCCAAAGCCCAUAAAUAUUUCAGUGUGUACUUUCUGCUAACUGAACAUCUGCAGUACAAUGCAUUAUUAAAGGAAUAUUGUUAAAACUAUGUAAACUAUAUGACCAAGCAAACCUUUUCUUCUGAAACUAGGAAAUGAUACACAAUACUGUUGUUUCUUGUGUUUGUCUGUGAAGCAGUCAUCAACCGAACUCAUAAAAAAGCAACCAAAGCAACCACCACAACUCAUAAAAAUUGUAUCCCUUCAUUUGAACAGAGAUGUCACCUGAAGAAUCAAUGAAUUCCUGUAACUAAAACCAACAAGAAGUGUAGUACAACUAUCAGUUUCUACCCAAAACUACUGAAUCAAAGGGAUUUGGACUGAGAUAAGUAGCUUGACUUUUGAGGGCAAUCUUAUUCUAAAAUUAAAACUGAAAGAAUUGUGGUCUAUUUUUCCACUUUUAAAAAUGUCUAAUUUGAAUACAUACAUAUUAGAUUAACAUUUUAUCCAUCUCCCUUUAUGUUUACACAGGAAACAGAUUAGCAUACUCUCCCUACCUGAAUGCUUUUAAAUAACUCUUCUCCUCAUAAGUCAAGAGAAAGAAGUUGGAAAAAAAAAUCCCUUUUACCUGCUGUUUUAGAGCAAACUCUUUGCUAGAUGUAGGUCAGGGAAAAUGGCAGGUCUAAAGCCUUCUCUCUUAGCCAAGGAAAUUUCAGUCCACAACACAUUUGCAUUUAGUCCAUGGCGGAGCUAACUCCGAGGAGUGUUGAUAGUACUGAGGGCAAUGUUUGCUAAUAGUAACCAGGAUAGAACAUCAACACUGAAAAAAUUGUCAUUUCCUGAGAAAAAUGACAGAUAACUGAGCUAGCUGAGAUUAAAAUAACAGUGACUAGAAACUCAUUUGGGCAGUGACUUACUUACUUGGGUUAUCAGCUUAAACUCAGUCCAAGGCUAUGCACAGGCAAAAUCCUGAGUGGCUAAUUCCUGUUAAUACCCAGAGGCCUGAUCCAUUAAAACCAAGUCAGCCUUGUGAUAUCUAUCUUAUCACUUAGGCUUAUUCAACUGCACAUGAGGAGCCUUAAGGAUUUAAGAAUGGGAUCCACAAAGCCAUCAUGGUGGUUUAAAAGAAACACCAGGAAAGGAAUUGAGACUCAUGCACUUAUUGCAGGUGCAGGCUGACCCUAGGACUACCGCCCAAGUAGAAGGCAGGUAAAUGGGAGUCCAGCUCUUUUCUGUGAAACCUGUUCCUCUUUAGAUGGAACGGUUAAAUAUUUAAAGGGUCAAAGAGAGAAAGCUUUGGAUGUAUAACUGUAUGCAUGAGUGGUUAGACUGCCUCUCCUUGUUCCAAUGUCUGUUCAAAAUACUUUAAAACAUCUUAGGGCAGGGACUGAAAUCUAACUCUCCCGAAAUGGCACAGGAAUAGCUAGCUUCCAGAUGCUUAGCAUUAUCAAGGCUGAGGUGGUGCUAGAAUGACAAGGAGAGCUUUGAAACCGGACAGACUUUGCUAAUUAAAAAACUUACUUAAAAGUUCAGAUGCUUACAGAGACAGUCAGCAGCUGGCUGCAAGUUCUUCUGUUAACUUUCCGCCAUCCUGUAUUGUCUCCAUUGCUCUUUUAGCCUCAGUGGCUGAAUGAGAAACUCUCUUAACAUAAAUUAAGAACACACUUUUCUCAAAAAUGCGGUUCUAAUGAAAUGAUUUAAUGUAAAUCCCCAUAACAAGCCCAUUAUCAGUCAGUGUUUUCCAUCUGUAUUCCCAAAUGUGUCUCAGAAGUUACUGAAUAGACUCCAAGAGGCAUAUAUCUCAGCCUUAAGUAUUUAUUUGAAUCUGUAGAACUCAAGAUAGAGUUACAGAGCCUGAUUAAUCUAAGAAGAGUUUCAUAGGAACUUUAGGAUAUAGUUCUCAGUUUAUACAACCACAGUUCAAUUUUGCUGUUCAAUCUGUUGGACUCCGAUGAUGUCAAACCAAAUGAGAGAACAAAAAAUCUUUCUUUAAAUGAUGCAAGUUCAGUAUUGUACCUUUGUUUUGCAUGGACUGUGUUAAGUUACAUUCAGCUUCUGAUGUGUACUUGAAGCAAUCCGCACCAGAAAGUCUAUUAUAAAAGUAUAGAACAUGGAUGAUAUUAGCCAGAUCCUUUGGCUGUCACUGUAAUACCAGCUAUUAAUUCUUAUGCUUUGACAAAGCAGAAAAGAAGAAUGUUAAAAAAUUACAGAAGA